Molecule: messenger RNA, 785 nt
Organism: Lycium ferocissimum
Lineage: Eukaryota; Viridiplantae; Streptophyta; Magnoliopsida; Solanales; Solanaceae
Exons: 1
Coding region: 201-653 (150 amino acids)
Source: RefSeq, a predicted model, not a curated record
AUGACAAAGACAACCUCACAAAGCUGUAUCAUCUAUUUUGGUAAUAUAUACACACAAUGUAAAAUAAUCUAUCGACUAUAAAUAUAUUUAGCUUUUUUAUGGAUAUAAUCAUCCCUAUAAUCAUUCCAUACUGAGUCACUCCCAAUUAGGAGUUUUCUCCAUUUAUUGGAUUUCAUAUCUGUUUUUUUCAUUUCUCAGACAUGGCAUCCACCACUGUCAAGCAAAUUCCCUACAAAAAACUCAAACAGGAAAGCAACUAUUUUGAUGAAGAAGAAGAUAUCGAUUUAAUACACCUGAGAGAAAAAGUAAUUGGUAAUAUCAGGAAAAAACACUCUGCUUUCUGGAACAUCAGGUUCAGGAAAGUGCACUUAAGGAAGCGAUUGAAGAUUAGAGUACCAAGCUUGAAGAAAUUCUUGAGGAGAAAAGCAAGAUUCAUUGUUGCCACAUUAGCUAAAACUUUGAAGAGGUUGAAGGAAAGUCAGUCACAUUUUGAAGAUCUUUUUACUGGGAAUUACAUGUUUAUGCAGGUUACUCCAACUCCUUUGAAAAUUUGUGGCCAAAAUCCCAAAUCUAUGAAUCUGAAAACUGGAGCUGGAGCUGAUUACAUACAUAGUGGAUUCUCAUCAUUAGGUUCUGCUAGGUAUUGUAAUUAGUUAUUGACAUCAAUUAAUUAGCUUGCAUGCCUUGAAGUAUCUUUAAAUGGGCAGAUUAAGUAAAAGCUUCGAAUUCACCUGAUUUCUCCUACACAAAAAUAUGGAGUACUAUAUUAAUUUUACCCUUUGUUA